AUGUGCACCAGCAGCCAGAUCAUUGGGAGCCUGCUGGUGCUCUCUGUGCUGGAGAUAGGGCUGGGGGUGUCCAGCGUGGCCGUGGGGGCCGUCAAACCGAAUCUGUCCAGUGAUGAGUUCAUCCCAAUUAAAAGGCAAAUGUGGUUCUUUUAUGAAAAAAAUCCUACAUUUCUGCUUUGUGGCAUAUGUGGAAUAUUGUGCGCCAAAAAAAAAACCGGACUUGUUAUGAUACUUUUUUCAGCCUGUUGCAUCUGUGGACUAAUUGGAGGAAUACUGAAUUUCCAAUUCCUUCGUGCUCUCACAAAGAAGUCCUCUGCUCUCUAUUCUUUGCAUCUUACCUCCAUGUCUCUUGCAUGCAUUGGAAUUGGUGGCUGCACCCUUUCUUCAUGGCUCACUUGUCGGCUAGCCAGCUAUGAACAAAGGAGAAUGUUCUCAGAAAGAGAACAUUCACUGCAUCACUCCCAUGAAAUGGCAGAGAAAGUGAGUUGUGUGCCUUUCUUUAUCAGUGGUGCUUUUCUUACAAAGAGAAUGAGGGGUAUUGAAAUAACCGACCUGCCCAGCUGCCCGGUGGUUCCCCCGACACCAGAGUUACCUCCAAGGAAAUGACGGACAACCUAAGCAAUGGAGGCCCACAACU
This is a messenger RNA of Alligator sinensis (Chinese alligator), 637 nucleotides long. RefSeq names its product transmembrane protein 196 (gene TMEM196). NCBI's taxonomy places the organism in Eukaryota, Metazoa, Chordata, Crocodylia, Alligatoridae. The coding region runs from base 1 to 606 and encodes 201 amino acids. The transcript has 6 exons. The record is from RefSeq and is a predicted model, not a curated record.